Molecule: messenger RNA, 411 nt
Organism: Eimeria acervulina
Lineage: Eukaryota; Apicomplexa; Conoidasida; Eucoccidiorida; Eimeriidae
Exons: 4
Coding region: 1-411 (136 amino acids)
Source: RefSeq, a predicted model, not a curated record
AUGCGGGGACGACGACUAGACUACUCGCAGUGGCACGGCGCACGCGAGCCCCUAGAUGUGCCGGAGGAAGAAGUUCUUGGCUCUCAACAAGGUACGCUCUACCAAGCGACCUACGCAGAAGCAGAUGAAGGGCAGGCAACGGUUCAUACACAAGUGCAUGACGUGCAACCGCGGGUGUUGCGCAACUCGAAGGAUCGUGAACAAAGGGGGAGCGCGGUUGAGAAGUCCUACGGAACACCUGGCCUAGCAGGUCCAUUUCCUGAUCUUUCACAUAUGAAGCCUCGGAUAACAGCCAUCGAGCUGUCUCCCUCUGUGCGAUUCCGAGGCGCCACUGGCUUCGAUUUGGUGCGGGAGGAAAGCACCUUCUGCAGUUUCCAAGAAAGCAAGAGGUGCAUCAUAGGAAAGAGCUGA